CUUAAGAUAUUACAGCUUUGGACCUCCGACAGGCAUUGCACUUGAAAGCUUGCUCUCAACAAAGAAACAUCGCGAAGAAGACAGUUUUWAAACUCAAACAGUUUUAACAUGAAGUUAGCUUUGUUGUGUCUUGCUGUUUUUGCAGUUGUUAUCCCAAGUGUUUUCUCGAUCAAAUGCUACAACUGCGUCCUCAGUGUCUGCAAGGAAACAUCAUGUCUGGGUGUUGGUGAUAGAUGCAUCCACACAUCGUACAAAAACUCCAGCAAGGUGGUCAAGAGCUGUGCAACGGAGUCACUGUGCAACACGACCAAGUCAGCGUGUGAUAAGGUGAAAAACUACUGUACUACAAGUUGCUGCAUGACGGACGGCUGUAACAAGGGCGAUUCUGGAGUAGCUGCGUUGCAAUUCAACUACACCAUGCUUGCUUUCAUGGCUUUGCUUUCUGCACUUUUGAGCUUUGUCAAAUUUUAAUUCAAUAUCUGUUUAUAAACGUUUUUCAAUCAAAAAGACUCAGUAUGGAAUUUGUUUUCUUUCACGAGUAAAUAAUUUUUUUUUGUAAUUUUUCUUUAUAAUCUUGCGUGUUAUAAGCAAAUGCCUGUCACUACAUAAUUUUCUAGGUAGCAACUCUAGUUUUGUACUUUCUGUAUAAUAUAAUAAUUUAAUCUCUAAAACGUUAUUGCUUGUAUACAACAAAAUAAACUGCAAGUAACAAAAGAGAAA
Molecule: messenger RNA, 720 nt
Organism: Exaiptasia diaphana
Lineage: Eukaryota; Metazoa; Cnidaria; Anthozoa; Actiniaria; Aiptasiidae
Exons: 2
Coding region: 109-471 (120 amino acids)
Source: RefSeq, a predicted model, not a curated record